This is a messenger RNA of Spodoptera littoralis (African cotton leafworm), 1647 nucleotides long. The record is from the annotation of a GenBank genome assembly. Lineage: Eukaryota; Metazoa; Arthropoda; Insecta; Lepidoptera; Noctuidae.
AUGUCAGGUGACAAAUCCAUGGUGUUUGGUGAUGGAGGUCUGUCGCCAGACGACUACACGUACAGCAAAGACUUUCGUACUGCCUUGCCCCAGUUCUUGGCCGUCAGCGCGAAGAACUUGGUACUUUUAGGAUAUGGAAUGACGCUUGGAUUCUCGACUAUACUCAUGCCAGCUGUUCUGGAUCCCAAAGAAGGCGAAGUUCUACAUUUAAAUAAGUCAGAAAUUUCAUGGAUCAGUUCCAUUAAUCUCAUUAUAGUGCCUUUAGGAUGUGCACUAUCGGGUGUUGUGACGUCACCGAUCGGGCGUCGAAGGGCUAUGCAGAUGGUCAACGUUCCCUUCUGCAUAGCUUGGUUGAUGUUUCACUUUGCAACAAGCACGGGACAUUUAUAUGGGGCCCUCUUCAUUACCGGUCUAUCAGGAGGCUUACUAGAAGCACCAGUGCUGACGUAUGUGGCUGAGAUCACACAGCCGCAUCUCCGCGGCGCCCUGACGGCCACCAGUUCCUUGUGCAUCAUUCUGGGUGUCUUCACACAGUUUCUCUUCGGCAUAUUCAUGUACUGGAGAACUGUGGCUUUAGUCAACAUCGCAUUCACGGUAACUGCUAUUAUUGCCCUCUGUUUCGUGCCUGAGUCUCCGCAUUGGCUGGUGUCUAAGAAGCGUUUUGAUGAUGCUAGAAGGAGCUUACAAUGGCUUCGUGGUUGGACAACUCCUUCUGCUGUGGAAAACGAACUCCGUGACAUACAGGUGUUGUUCAAAAGGGAGAAAAAAGAUUUGAUAGAAGUUGAAGAAACAAUGUCUGAAAAAGUGUCCUAUUAUACGAGAAAGAGUUUUAUGUUGCCGUUUUUCCUUGUGACUUUCACGUUCUUCGUUGGUAACUUUAGUGGCAUGACAACAUUGCAGACAUACGCAGUGUCAAUAUUCCAAAUGCUGAGGGCGCCUAUUGACAAGUACUACGCAACAUUGAUCCUUGGAGUGCUGCAGAUAGUGGGUGCAGGAACUUGUGUCUUGUUGGUUCACUAUACUGGCAAGCGACCCCUCACACUUUUUUCCACUAGUGGAGCUGGAAUUUGUUGUAUACUGGUUGCUAUCUACGACAUAUACAUCAAAACUAAUGGUUUUACUGAAGCAUUGCAAUCAAGUAAUGCUACAUUGACUGCGAUUAACAAUUCGUCAAAUGAAAUGCAAGAAGAACCGAGGAACCCAUACUCUUGGAUGCCGAUGACGCUACUGAUGCUACUAGCUCUUCUUGCACAUACUGGCUUAAGAUUGCUUCCUUGGAUUCUAAUUGGCGAGGUGUUCAGUGCCAAAACACGUUCGGGUGGUGCUGGAGUAUCAAGCGCUAUUGGCUAUUUGUUCGGGUUUUUAACAAACAAGCUAUACAUAAGUAUGGUGGACACUUUGUCUAUAUGGGGCACUUACGGCUUGUACGGAAUCGUAUGUUUUGUUGGAGUCAUCGUGUUCUACUUCAUAUUACCUGAGACUGAGGGAAAAAAAUUAAACGACAUUGAAAACCAUUACGCUGGAAGAUCCAAACUUAACAACCAAGUUUAUAGAUCUCGGAGGAAAGCUCCGAAAGAUACUUCUAAAAUGCAUGAAAUGAAAGGUGCUGCGAAUCCGACAUUCGAGGAUGAUACUUCAAAAUUAUAG